GGCGGGGGGGGCUCGGCCCGGCGGGUCCCGCCCCGCGCUGUCCGCGCCGCCGGCACCGCAGCCCGAUGUCCGCGCUCCCCGCCGCUGCCGACAUCAAGCGGGCUCUGGAAAACAGCCCCGAGACCAACAUCGAGGAUGAGCAGCCCGACGAGCAGCCGGAGGCGUACCCCAAGAGCUACCUGGUGCUCAGCAUCCUCUCCUGCUUCUGUCCCGCCUAUCCCGUUAACAUCGUCGCCUUCGUCUUCGCCGUGAUGGCCUCAAAAAGUUAUAGUAAUGGAGACAUAGAAGGGUCAAAAAGACUGGGUCGCAAUGCACUCUGGGUUGCCAUCGCCUCAAUUAUCAUUGGCCUUGUCAUGAUUGGAAUCUAUUGCGUAGUUCACUUCACAACGGAUGCUAUCUGAACACCAGGACUGCACUUGGAGGAUAUUGUCAUGUAAAUCUCAGGAAGGGUAAAAGAAGAGGAGAAGGAAAUCCUUCAUUCCAGACUGUUAGAUUUGACACUCCUGUUCUGCAGAGGCAUGUUGCUGGCGGAUGAACUAAUUGUCCAGUUAGUUACUCAGCAUGGCGUGACCAGGUUUUCAAAAUUAUUUAUAUAUAAGGAAUCUCAGUAUAAAGCAGCAUUUUGUCUUUUACCUUAAUGUAUAAUGAGAUCUUGCUUAACAAGAUCCCUUUUCUUUCUCAUUUAUAUGGAAUGUAUGCUGGAUCCAUGAUGUUCCCUGACUGACCCUAGCCAAACAAAGCCAACCUUUCUAGACUGUUUAUAGUGCACAAUGUAAGAUCUGAUGCGCGGCCCGCUGAAGCUAGUAGAACUGUUGCCUCCAGUGGGUUUUGGAUCAGGCCAUUAAGGUUUUUUUUUUAUUUCUUUAAAAUAGUUUCAACACAUCCUAACCAUGGGUUUGCGAUUUUACCCUGCUAUGUGAUUUUUAUAAUGUCGUGGGCAUACGCUAACUCAGCGGCCGCUUUCUUCUGUCAUCCUUAGCUUUUAGGUCUUUACCUUGGAAUUUUAGCGACCUGGGACCGAUUCAAAUCACUUGAUUAUUAAGAGACACUCUUCUUCCAUAGCAUCCAUAUUUUUCUUCAUGAUUUUUGUUUUGUUGUCUUUCAUUGUUGAACUCCCUUGACUUGGCUUCAGUCCUGCAUUAAAGUUGCACUGAUUAUAUUUUCCUUUUUAAACUUCAUGUAUGUAAAAAGUUCCUAUUUUUUUAUCUGACAAAAGAUCAUCUUUUUAAAUAGAUGUUCUUACUCAUCCUUUUGUUAUUGUUCCUCUAGUAAGUCACAUAGUUUCACUGUGUUCUGCUUUGUUUGUGUCUCUUUUUGUUUAGUUCAUCCUUUCAUCUUGCUAUGAAUAGUCUAUUUAUCGAUGCAGUUAGAGAUGGACAGAUUUUUGUACCCUUACAUAGUUACAUAGACUCUUGCUGAUCCUAAGCUAUUACUCGGUGAAUAGGCUUAGAUUACAGCAUUGAAGGCCUGUAUAUUACUGCAGUUUCUUGAUACUUUAUGAAAACUUAGCAUGGAAUGGCUGUUUUUUUAUUGGCUGAAAACUGUUGGAAAGAAUGUAUUUGUUUUGUCACACUUCCUUGUUCAAAGGAGUAAACUCUGGUGAGCAUUAGGACAGAUGGCUAGAUCAUCAGCAGUUAUUGCUCUGUUUGCUUUAAUUAUUACUACAUCUUCAAGCAAGGUAUGCCAACAUACGUUUAGUUUCCUGGAACCAAUGCAAGUCUGGACCGACUACCCAAAGUACUCCUACUGCAUGGGAGUUUUGCAAGUGCAAGCAAGAAAACAAUCAUGCUUGGCAGGAGUACGGCUGCCUGGUAAAAAAAAAAAAUAAUCAUCUCCCGGAAACCUUUGCCCAUUAAAGCAAAUGCCUGGAAGUCGCAUGUAUUUUCUGUGCCUUGAUAUUAUACUUUUAAUGUGCUUUUUCACCUUUUUUUUUUCCUGCCAAAUUCUGUUUUUCAUUGAAGUCAGUGAAGUGCAUAUUGCCUAUCGUUAAUUACUCCAGUACAGAACUUCAUGAACACUGCUGAAAUUAGUUGAUUUCUUCAGCAUUUACACUGAUUGUCCACAUGGGAAUCUUACUGCUGAUUUUGAUGAUCCCAAGAGUUGGCUGUUCUGUGAACUCCUUUUUGGUUUUUGAAUACUAUUUCAAUGGUCUGAUAUGUCUUGUGGGACUUUUAGUAGCUUGCGGUAUUAUCAGAUAUGGUAGAACUGUCAUUGAGAAGUGGAAUAAAAUUACUUUUAAUUCGUGUCCUUUCUGGUAUGUGGAAAGUGUCUUUCAUAAGUUUUGCUGCCUUUUCUGUUUUAAAGAGUAAUAUCCUUUUUUUUAAUCCCUUGGACAGUUUCAGAAUAAAGUGGACCAAAGCAACGGCAGGAUUUCUGGCCUAGAUGAUACUAUACAACCAGUCUGUGCUGCGGCUAAUACAUUCAGAAAUUGCUAGAGAUCAGUUCAUGCCCAAAAUGUCAGCAAGGUAGGCUCUUUGUUUUCAAAAUAGCAUUCAGAAAGAGGGUUGAGGCCUUUCAAGGGUGGUCCCUUGGUGGUCUCUUCGGGGCUUCCCUACAGCGAAGGGAAACUAAUCAAAGAGGUCACCAAAGAAGGUCUCUCAGCAUGAAUCAGAGGUCAGAUUUCCACCACCUUGAAUUUCUGGCACCAAAGUAAACACCAUUGCAUUGCUAUAGAAACAGUUUUCUGUGUCAGUGUACUAAAAGAAGCAACAUAUAUGCAAAAAGUUUCAUCCUUCUGAAAACUAUUAAAGCCCAGUACUGUAUACUAAACC
Messenger RNA from Cuculus canorus (common cuckoo), 2771 nucleotides. It is a transcript of the gene TMEM233, whose product is annotated as transmembrane protein 233. Lineage: Eukaryota; Metazoa; Chordata; Aves; Cuculiformes; Cuculidae. The transcript has 3 exons. The record is from RefSeq and is a predicted model, not a curated record. Bases 66 to 401 code for a protein of 111 amino acids. Gene Ontology annotation, cellular component: membrane.